This is a messenger RNA of Schistocerca nitens (vagrant locust), 1056 nucleotides long. Its product is annotated as glucose dehydrogenase [FAD, quinone]-like. Bases 1 to 1056 code for a protein of 351 amino acids. Gene Ontology annotation, molecular function: oxidoreductase activity, acting on CH-OH group of donors; flavin adenine dinucleotide binding. Lineage: Eukaryota; Metazoa; Arthropoda; Insecta; Orthoptera; Acrididae. The record is from RefSeq and is a predicted model, not a curated record. The transcript has 6 exons.
AUGGUGGUGGUGGUGGUGGUGGUGGUGGUGGUGGUGGUGGUCGCGACGGUGCGCGGCGGCCGGCGGUGGAGCGCGGAGCGAGCCUACCUGCGGCCGGCGCUGGGCAGGCCCCACCUGCGCGUCCUCACCGGAGCGACGGCCACCCGGCUCAUCAUCGACCCGGCCACCAACUCCACGCGCGGCGUCUGCUUCAUACGAGGCGGACGUGCGCAGGAGGUGCUGGCAGACAAGGAGGUGAUUUUGUCGGCGGGCGCCAUCAACUCCCCGCAGAUGCUGAUGCUGUCCGGCGUGGGACCCCGCGACCACUUGGAGAGCCUGGGAAUCCCCGUCGUGCAGGACCUGCCAGCCGUGGGGCAGAACCUGCAGGACCACCCCGCCAUGGGCGGAAUCACUUUCACCGUCAACGAGUCCGUCACCAUCAUCGACAAGAGGGACGCCCUCAACCCGGUCAACUGGCUCGACCUGUUACGUGGCAAAGGGCCUCUCACACUGCCAGGCGGCGCAGAGGCGUUGGCGUUUGUGCGGACGCCGCUGGCGGAGGGCCCGGGCCCUGACGUGGAGCUGGUGAUGGGCGCAGGAGCGCCCUCCGGCGACUCGCUGGGCUUCCUGCGGCGCCUCGUGGGCUGGCGCCGCAACCCGCUGCACGCGCCCGUCCUGCGGGCCAACUACUACGACGACGAGCGGGACCUGCAGGCGCUCGUGCACGGCAUCAAGUUUGCGGCGUCGCUGGGGGAGUCGGGCCCGCUGCGGCGCUACCACAGCCGGCUGCUGCGAGUGCCGGCGCCGGGCUGCGAGCGGGAGACCUUCGGCUCGGACGGCUACUGGGCGUGCGCGGUGCGCCAGCUGGCCUUCAACCUGCACCACCAGGCGGGCACCUGCGCCAUGGGCGCCGUCGUCGACAGCCGGCUGCGCCUGCGCGGCGUGCGGGGCGCGCGCGUCGUCGACGCCUCUGUGAUGCCCGCCGUGCCCUCGGGACACACCGCCGCGCCCGUCUACAUGAUCGCCGAGAAGGCCGCCGACAUGAUCAAGCAGGACUGGGGGCAGCCCGUCCAGUAG